Neospora caninum is the source of this 990-nucleotide messenger RNA. RefSeq lists its product as hypothetical. Gene Ontology annotation, molecular function: structural constituent of ribosome. Bases 1 to 990 code for a protein of 329 amino acids. Gene Ontology annotation, cellular component: mitochondrial large ribosomal subunit. Lineage: Eukaryota; Apicomplexa; Conoidasida; Eucoccidiorida; Sarcocystidae. The record is from RefSeq and is a predicted model, not a curated record. The transcript is spliced from 4 exons.
AUGCCUGCGCCGUCGCCCUUUGCCUCCCCCCUGACUUCUUCUUUCCUCCCUGCCUCGUCUCUCUUUUCGUCUUCUCGCUUCGUUUCGGCUUCUCGCUCUCGCGUGUCUCCGGCGCGCGGCGAGUGGCCUCGGCGCUUCUCGUCAGCUGCGAGGCGGCUCUCUCUGUUCUUCUCGGACCCGCCGCCGACGUACCCCAUUUCGCUGCAUGCAGGCUACAAAAUCCAGGCCGCCCUGUGUGUCGACAGACUGCCUCUGGUGUACAAAGAGCCGGUGUACGAGACACGGUGGCGAGAGUUCAAGGAACAGUGGGAAGCGAAGACGAAGAACGGUCUCGAGUUGUCAGACGACAUCACCUUCAUGAAGUUUCCCUUCCACUUUUUCGAAACCGAGGAAGCUCAGAAACAGAGAGAAGAACUUAUUUCCAAGACGGGCGACGCGGAGGUCUCUGAGCUAGAACUCCUCCUCAGUGAGGAAGGCUUCUCGGGAAAGCGAGAAGUGCAGAGGGACAAAGACGCGAAGAAAACAGAUCAGGAGGCCCGUAGCGCAGUUAAGAGUGCGGGGCGCGGGCACGACGAGAAAGGCAUCCACUCCUUGGAGCGAGAGCCUGAAAAGACUCUCUACCUGAUUGUCCGCUACGGAGACAGCUGGCAGUUCCCUCUCGAGGAUCGCAUCCAUGGCCAGUCCAUGAGGAGCACACUGAAGCGUCUCUGCGCCGAGCAGUUAGGCAACUCGUACGCGCCCUAUCUCCUUGGCUACUCGCCCUUCUCGUAUGACAAACGAGCGAAUCCGAGAAAAUACGCAAGCACGGGGCUCCUGGGCCGAAAGAUCUUCUACUACCGCGCUCACCACAUUCCAGGCUCCGAAAACAUUCAACUUCCACGGGAUAGCCCCAUCACAGAUUUUGGCUGGGUCACGCGUCAAGAGCUGCCUUCCUACAUCUCUUCCCGAAAGAUGGCUGCUGUGUCGUCAGGUCUUCUCUUGGAAGAAUAG